GCGUCAUCACGGACAUCCCAAUUCAACUAGCCAGCGCCGUGAAAUACUUACCAAACAGUUGCAAACACCUCCAUAUAUAGGUUUUGCACGAACGCGUUUACAACCAAGUUGAUAAAUAUCAAGUAUCAGUGCCUCAUACAGCUCUAAACUACACACCAUGUCAGCUAUUGCUCAUAAAAUUCUGGUUGUUGGUGGUAAUGGUUUCGUUGGAUCCGCGGUUUGUAAGAUUGCUCUUGCCCGAGGAAUGGAGGUCACCAGUAUAAGCUCUUCCGGAAAACCUUACAAAACUCCACAAGGCCAUGCCCCUGCAUGGGUGGAAAGGGUAGAGUGGCGGAAGGCUGACGCCAUGAACCCGGAAUCAUAUGCGGACAUUCUCCCCAGUGUUGAUGCCGUUGUCCACACUGUUGGUACACUUCUAGACAACACGCAGUACAAGCAGAAGAUGCAAGAUGGUGAUUUAUUGGGCUUUAUUAAAUACCUUGUGGGCAUGGGCGGUCCUGCAGCAGAAGGUCAACGGAGCGCUUAUGAUAUCCUCAAUUAUGAAUCAGCUGUUCGUGUGUGUGAAACAUUCGUCGCGAGUAAGCCCGUAUCCGGACUUACACGUGUUCGUCCCUUCGUCUACGUCUCCGCGGAGGACUUCAACCGACCUCUUGUCUCCGCGCGCUAUUUCGAAACGAAACGGGAGGCCGAGCAGCGAAUUGAGGAAAUCGUCACAGAUCAUCCUCAAUACAAGGGGGUGUAUGUCCGCCCCAGUAUAAUAUACCAUCCGCAUAACCGACCAAUGACUACUAUUCCAGCUACGAUAUUUGGUUUCUCGUCACGGGUCCAUGAUGCAAUGCCAUCGUAUAUCCCGAUGCCCGCCUCGGUUCUUCGGUGGUUAGGCACGUCGGUGUUUCCCAAUGCUACGGACAAAACGCCUUCCUCCCUGAAUUCCUUGGCGAACUUACUUUCGAUUCCGCCAAUUCAUGUGGAUCAUCUGGCUGAGGCUAUUUGUAUUUCCUUGGAUCCAGCUAAGGAUAUACGUGGUGUUGUCGGUGUACGCGAUAUGCACCAACUGAUCGGUAUGUCCCAGACGGGAUCAGAGGAGCCGGCGGCAAACACCUAGAACAUUAUAUACCUUUCAUAUUCCCUCGACGUCAUACUGUACAUUUUUUGUUCCUUCGUGGUAAAUCUUUAAUUCUUGGUCGACUGAUUACGCGCUAGUUUCAU
This is a messenger RNA of Suillus plorans, 1209 nucleotides long. Its product is annotated as mitochondrial protein. The record is from RefSeq and is a predicted model, not a curated record. The transcript has 6 exons. Bases 158 to 1105 code for a protein of 315 amino acids. Lineage: Eukaryota; Fungi; Basidiomycota; Agaricomycetes; Boletales; Suillaceae. Gene Ontology annotation, cellular component: mitochondrion. Gene Ontology annotation, molecular function: protein-containing complex binding.